AUGGAUCCAGCUAAAUUGACUGCUCGGCAGCGUCUCUUGGGUUCAGCAGGCAGCUCAACAAAUGCUAUCCCUAUCUCCCGACAGAUUUCUUCCAAGAUUUCUUUGCCCAUUUCUCAAUCACCAUGUGAAAGGGAACCAGCUCUGCAACGAACAAUCAUAAGGGAGAUGCAGGUCCGAGUCCCUAACAGAGCGGAAAAACGUUUUAGUGUCCUCCGAUUCCAUGCUUCUGACCGCGUUAACCUUUCUUCGCCUACAGGAAGUAGUCUUCCUCCAGAAGUGUUUAUGCAAAGGGAAAAUAAUUUAAAGCAAUACAAAGGCGGUCUUAACAUAAUAGAUGCACCCACCAAAGGAGCUGGUAGCGAAUUCGGCCGAGAGGCGCGCGAAGAAGCAAGACUUCGUAAGUAUGGUGUUACGCGCAAAGGAUAUCGUCCGGAAGACCAGCCUUGGCUGUUCACUAUAGGCAAGGGUCGCACAGCUAGAAAAUUUAGGGGAGUUAGAGAGGGAGGAGUCUCUGACAAUGUGCAAUAUUUUGUCUUUUGCCAAUGCAAAGAGGGAAAUUUUGACGCAUAUCCAGUUUGUGAAUGGUAUAAAAUGAAACCCGAAGUUAAUUAUCGUUUUCUUCGAGAAGAGGAAGCGGAAGCUGAAUACAGCCGACUACAUAAAACGUUCAAUCUUUUCAAUGUCAUGCUGAAGCGCAAACUUGGACAUGAUGAUGCAGAAGGAGGAUUUGAACUUGAGGCUAAGGAUGAAAAAGACGUACUGCGGUAA
Molecule: messenger RNA, 768 nt
Organism: Protopolystoma xenopodis
Lineage: Eukaryota; Metazoa; Platyhelminthes; Monogenea; Polystomatidea; Polystomatidae
Source: the annotation of a GenBank genome assembly